AUGGCUCUCAAAAAUGUUGGCAUUAAGGCUAUGGAUAUCUACUUUCCCAGUAGAUACGUGGCUCAAUCGGACUUGGAAAAGUACCUUGGCGCCAGUACAGGAAAGUACACAAUUGGUCUUGGACAAACAAACAUGAGCUUCUGCGAUGACCGCGAAGGCAAGUUUUCUAUCCCAAAUGUAUACUCCCUCGCCCUUACAGCCGUCUCCUCCCUUCUCCAAAAGUACAACAUCGACACGAAUUCAAUUGGGCGCUUAGAAGUUGGAACUGAAUCCAUGCUUGACAAGUCAAAGUCUUGCAAAUCCGUCUUAAUGCAACUCUUCGGUUCCAACACCGACAUCGAGGGCGCAGAUACUUACAAUGCAUGCUACGGCGGUACAAGCGCGCUUCUCAAUGCCGUGAACUGGGUCGAGUCCUCUGCCUGGGAUGGAAGAGACGCUAUCGUCGUUGCUUCUGACAUUGCUAUCUACGAUCAGGUUUCUUCACGUCCAACCGGUGGAGCGGGGUGCGUUGCCAUGCUAGUUGGAGCCGAUGCACCGCUUGUCCUAGAGCCUUUGAGGGCAUCGUACAUGCAGCAUACAUAUGACUUCUACAAGGCAAAUCUCAAGUCCGAGUACCCGAUUGUGGAUGGACAUUACUCCUCGACAUGCUACAUAAGAGCGUUAGAUGGCUGCUACAGACGAUAUCACAGCAAAAUGGCCAGCAGGGAAGAUCCGAACGAGGCGAGUACCAACUCGAGAAGUUCUUCGCCCAUCGUUGAGUUCGAUUACUUUGUCUUUCAUGCUCCGAAUUGCAAGCUGGUCGCGAAGUCUUACGGCCGACUUCUUUACAAUGAUUUCGUCGCUGACCCAAGUAAUCCUUUGUUUGAUUCACAUGCCAUCCCAUCUGCCAUCAGAGAGCAAAGCUACGAAGAAUCGCUAACCAACAAGGAGACCGAGAAGUUAUUCAUGGGUUUAACGUCUGAAAGUUUCGCCCAACGCGUCAAACCAAGCCUCACAGCACCGACAAACUGCGGCAACAUGUACACAGCAGGUGUAUAUUCAGGACUAAUCAGUCUACUCAGCAACACAAAAAGCUCAGACCUAUUGAAUAGACGAAUAGGCAUUUACAGCUUCGGCAGCGGUCUCGCAAGCACACUGUUCACUUUACGCGUAGUCGGAGAUACCAAUAACAUAGCGACAAAAAUUGAUCUACUUGAUCGUCUCGCCCGACGGGAGAAAGUAUCCCCCGAAUUCUACAACGAGAUGUGUGUUUUGCGUGAACAGGCAUACCAGCAGAAGAACUACACGCCCGAGGGAAAUCUCUACACGCUUACACGCGGGACAUAUUAUCUCACGCAUGUGGAUGAACAAUUUCGACGCACGUACGCCAUCAAAGAUUAA
Penicillium angulare is the source of this 1380-nucleotide messenger RNA. RefSeq names its product putative hydroxymethylglutaryl-CoA synthase (gene erg13A). Bases 1 to 1380 code for a protein of 459 amino acids. Gene Ontology annotation, biological process: ergosterol biosynthetic process; acetyl-CoA metabolic process. Gene Ontology annotation, molecular function: hydroxymethylglutaryl-CoA synthase activity. The record is from RefSeq and is a predicted model, not a curated record. The transcript is spliced from 4 exons. Lineage: Eukaryota; Fungi; Ascomycota; Eurotiomycetes; Eurotiales; Aspergillaceae.